This is a messenger RNA of Anopheles moucheti, 2154 nucleotides long. Its product is annotated as probable cytochrome P450 304a1. Bases 160 to 1716 code for a protein of 518 amino acids. The transcript has 4 exons. Gene Ontology annotation, molecular function: heme binding; oxidoreductase activity, acting on paired donors, with incorporation or reduction of molecular oxygen; monooxygenase activity. NCBI's taxonomy places the organism in Eukaryota, Metazoa, Arthropoda, Insecta, Diptera, Culicidae. The record is from RefSeq and is a predicted model, not a curated record.
UUGUUGAAUUCGGAAGAUUCAAUCCCAAUUCCCGGGCAGUGCGCGCGUGUGUGUGUGUGUGGGUUGUGAUAAACGAUUUUUGAUUUGGCGUCUAAUUACCCACACCUCUUAUCCGAGCGGUCGAUCAACUUGGGGGCUCGUUAUCCGGUUGCGCUCAGCAUGAUAUCAUCAACGAUGGAUUUAAUUCUAGCGGCGCUGGUCGUACUGAUCAUUUCGUACACGAUAAGAUACGUGCUGCAUCGUCCAUCGGCAAGAUUUCCACCUGGACCACCGAGGUUUCCACUGCUCGGCAGCUACCCAUUCCUGCUGGCGCUCAACUACAACCAUCUGCAUCGAGCCGCGGCCAUGCUAACCAAACUUUACAAAACCAAACUCGUCGGAUUGUAUCUCGGGCCACAUCCGGCGAUCGUGGUGAACGAUCACGACACCGUACGCGAGGUACUGCAGCGCAGUGAGUUCGACGGGCGACCGGACCUCUUUCUCGCCCGAUUGCGCGACGAACAGUACGCACGACGAGGCAUCUUCUUCACCGAUGGAGACAGUUGGCGGGAGCAGCGAAAGUUUUUCCUCAAAACGCUCCACGAGUACGGGUUCGGUAGGCGCAGUGAUGCUGUGGAGCAGGACUUGCAAACCGGUCUGCAGGAACUGAUCGCACUGCUCAAGGACGGACCGCAGCACGAACACGAACGCACCGUUGUGGACGGUACGACCGGAAAUGCUCGCUGUCCACAGCUAUUCUUUGCCCUGUACUCUAACGUGCUGUUGCGCAUGCUGACCGCAACCCGCUUGGAGCGGGAAGAUCAAGCGAUUCUGUUCGAGGUGGGCAAAAGUUCGCUUGCUUUCCAUCGGCAGGGCGACGAUUACGGACUGGCGUUAAGCUACAUCCCCUGGAUACGGCAUGUGCUGCCGAGAUACAGUCGCUAUCGUUUGCUGCGGCAGGUAAAUCAGCAGGCGAACGGCGUUAUACGGGCGCUGGUGGAAAAGUGUGAACAAUCGUACAAUGAGGAUGACAUCCGGUGCUUUAUCGAUGCGUACAUACGGGAAAUGCGCCGUACGGGCGGCAAGCCGACGAGUGGCAGCGAUGCAUUUGGGUUUGAAUAUGAUCAACUUAUCAUCGGUUGUGCUGAUUUCCUCGUCCCGGCCUUUUCUGCCAUACCGGCCAAACUGGGACUGAUACUGGAACGACUCGUGGCCCAUCCUUCCGUGCUGGAACAAAUGCACGCCGAGAUCGAACAGCACGUGGGUUCAGCGAGGCUUCCCCUGCUGGACGAUCGUACCCAUCUGCCGUACUGUGAGGCCGUCCUGCGAGAAGCCCUGCGGAUCGAUACACUCGUACCGUCGGGUAUUCCACACGUGGCCACCACCGAUACGGAGCUUGCCGGGUACCAAAUUCCCCAGGGCACACUGAUCAUCAACGGGUUGGAUUACGUCAAUCAUCAGGUGGAUGUGUUCCCGGAACCGUACACCUUCCGACCGGAACGGAUCCUCAACGGCGAAGGGAAGCUGUCCCUGGAUCAGGAUCGUUCCGUACCGUUCGGUGCGGGUAAGCGCGUGUGUGCCGGUGAAAGUUUCGCACGCAAUGCGCUAUUCCUCACGAUCACAACGCUCGUCCAGCAGUUCACCUUCACCGUGGAACACACCCCGGAUCCUGGUCAACAUUUGACCGGUGUGAUCCGUACAGCGCCAGAUUUUAACAUUAAGUUUACGGCUCGUUAGAAGGGCCGGGAGUGUUUUACUUGCUUUAUUUUCAUAUGUGCACCUAAUGUUUUAACCCUCAAACUCACAAGCACAUAAGAACAGACGACUUUGCAGACGUACGGUGUACGACGAUUUCGUGUGCACGUUUACCGGUAAUCGGUAGUUUGAUAGUUUGUAAAUGGCAAAUACUCGCGCAAUGCAAAUAAAAUGUGUCUGUAUCAUAAGUUACAUUGGCCGGACCGGCUGUAGCACUUGAUUGAGCUUGUACUUGUAACCGCGUUCCGAUAUCAAAGACAAACUUGAACUCAUUCGAACUUACUACGAACUGGGGUUGUUACUAGGACGCAUAGUGGUACAGAUGGGUUAAAGUGCUAGAUUGUAAGGAAAUUUCAAGUUUACGUCUAAAAUGGCGAGUUUUAACACUUUUCACUAUUUAUGCUAUGAAACAAACAACUA